Scleropages formosus (Asian bonytongue) is the source of this 1923-nucleotide messenger RNA. It is a transcript of the gene lrit1a, whose product is annotated as leucine-rich repeat, immunoglobulin-like and transmembrane domains 1a. Gene Ontology annotation, cellular component: endoplasmic reticulum membrane. Lineage: Eukaryota; Metazoa; Chordata; Actinopteri; Osteoglossiformes; Osteoglossidae. The record is from RefSeq and is a predicted model, not a curated record. The transcript is spliced from 4 exons. Bases 1 to 1923 code for a protein of 640 amino acids. Gene Ontology annotation, molecular function: protein binding.
AUGUUCCUCACAUUUUUUUGGGUUUUUUGCUUGGCUUCCAGAUUUCCUCUGGUUUUGAGUUUUUGCCCCUCUCAGUGCACCUGCUUCUACCAUAAUCUAAGCGAUGGCUCAAAAGCAAGGAGUGUUAUUUGCAAUGAUCCAGAAAUAUCGUUGGUUCCUGCUAAUUUCCCUGUCGACACGUCCAAACUUCGUAUUGAGAAGACCGCAAUCAAGAGGAUCCCGAGUGAAGCUUUUAAUUACCUUUCCAAUCUGGAAUUUUUGUGGAUGUCUUUCAAUUCUAUGUCUCAGUUAAAUGUGGACAGCUUCCGUGGUUUGUACAGCCUUGAUGAAUUAAGACUGGAUGGAAAUGCCCUUACAUCUUUUCCCUGGGAAUCCCUUGCUGACAUGCCUAACCUCAGGCUUCUUGAUUUACACAAUAACCAGAUUACCUCAGUCCCUGCAGAGGCAACGGUCUACAUAAAAAACUUAACAUAUCUGGACUUGUCCAGCAACAAACUGGUGACUUUAUCCCCUGGAGUUCUCUCAACUUGGUUAAGUGUGAAAGCUGCUCAAGCACAUAAUUUUAAAAUGAUUCUAGGUCUACAUGACAACCCCUGGGUUUGUGACUGUCGGCUGUAUGACUUCGUUAAGUUCCAGAAGUCUCCAUCGUCAUUCGUGGCUUUCAUUGAUACAAGACUACGGUGCUCUGACCCCGAGAGUCUCUCUGGAGUGCUGUUGAGUGAUGCUGAGCUGAGGAGGUGCCAGGUGCCGAGAGUCCAUACCGCAGUGGCCCGCGUUAGAAGCACUGUAGGAAACAACGUCCUGUUGCGCUGUGGAACCAUUGGUAUUCCCACACCAGAACUUUCCUGGAGCAGGACGGAUGGGAAGCAAUUGAAUGCAACCGUCCAACAAGAAGUUUCAAAAGAGGGAAUCAUAUGGUCCAUUCUUAGUGUACCUGCUGUCUCCUACAAGGAUUCUGGAAAAUAUAUCUGCAAAGCAACAAAUUUUGCAGGAAGUGCAGAUGCUGUUAUUUCAUUGGUAAUAAUGGAUGAGGUGAAAUCAGAUAAUCAAACUAGCAGCUCAAAAAAAUCUAAGGGAAGGAAACAAAUGGGAAAGAUUGCCUACCAGGGCAAACUUGUGGCAAGGAAUCCAGCUGCUAUUACUUCUGCCAUGCCUAUUAUGGAGCUGCUGAGUAACACGGACCUAUAUGCAGAUGUAGAGAGCUACAGCAUUUUGGACAAUUCAACAAAUAGGCAAACAUCUAGCCCUGCCUUUGCAGUUGGGUUACUAGGAAAAGGUUUUGGUAACCUUGCUGCGAACACCUCAUCUCUUCAGCAGUAUCCAGAGAGGAUGGUCAGGUCGGUGAAGGUGAUUGGGGACACUGACCAUACAGUCUCUCUCAACUGGAAGGCUCCUGCAGCCAAAAACACCACUGUGUUCAGUGUGCUGUAUGCCAUCUUUGGAGAGCGAGACAUGCGCAGAAUUAAUGUCAGUCCAGGCCAAAGCAGAAUCACCAUUGAGGGACUGGUGCCAAAGACAAAGUACAUUGCUUGUGUGUGCGUCAAAGGAUUGAUCCCAAAAAAGGAGCAGUGUGUAAUCUUCUCAACAGAUGAAGCAGCCAACGCUACUGGAACCCAAAAGCUUAUAAAUGCAGUUGUAAUCACGGUUGCCUGUGUAAUAGCUGUCCCUCUGACUGUGAUUGUUUGCUGUGGGGCUCUCAAGAGGCGCUGCAAAAAACUUCUGGGAAAGAAUUCAAAGGACAUACAAGACUCUUAUGUCACAUUUGAGACCCUUUCCCCAGGAACAAGGGCCAAGGGCUUGGAGAAUCAGCAUCUAACAAGAUUAAACCCUGAAGAGUCUAACAGGCUUCUCUCAGCAAGGUCGAGCUUCGAUUCAGAGGCAGCUGCCAAGAAUGAAAUACAGGGAAACGAGUACUUCUGUUGA